Hyla sarda is the source of this 2810-nucleotide messenger RNA. It is a transcript of the gene NCDN, whose product is annotated as neurochondrin. Gene Ontology annotation, biological process: neuron projection development; regulation of neuronal synaptic plasticity. Lineage: Eukaryota; Metazoa; Chordata; Amphibia; Anura; Hylidae. Gene Ontology annotation, cellular component: dendrite. Bases 187 to 2355 code for a protein of 722 amino acids. The transcript has 7 exons. The record is from RefSeq and is a predicted model, not a curated record.
UACGGGGACAUACCGGCACUCUCCUAAUCUACAGCCUUGUGGAGAGCUGGAGGCUGCCCCUGAUGAAGAGACACGUGUAGGGGGCUCAACAAGAUGAGUGGGGGCUGAUCCCCGGGCUGCAGAAACCCAUUUGUGGUGCCAGACUAUAGCUGACCAUAGUCAUAAGGCCUUCAGAUACUUUAAAUAAUGGCUACGGGGACAGAGGCACCCAUAGGUGGCAAUACCCAGAAUCUUGCCCUGGAACGUUGCUUGGGAAUUCUUCGAACCGCAAAGAAUGACAGUGAGCAGUUUGCUGCUUUACUUCUGAUAACAAAAUGUGUAAAAGCUGAAGAACUGGAUAAUGGUGCACGACAUAGGAUCUUUGAUGUGGUUGGUUUUUCUUUCCUGAAUCGCCUUCUGUUUUCAAAGAAUACACCAGAUGGAUGCCCGGACUACUUGUACCAAAGCCUUGGGUUGACUCUUCUGGCUUGUUUCUGCACAGACCCUUCUCUUGCUUCGCAUCCACAGUCUAUCAAUAAAAUUCCAAUUCUGAAUGAAACUCUCAAUAUCUCCUGCCAGGAUGACCUGGGAGAUUUAAACUCUAUGGUGGAGGAUGCCUACCAAUGUCUUCUAGGCAUUCUUGCCUCUCCUGAGGGGGGCAAGCACUUAGUGACUGGUGGCACAAUAUCUUCCCUGUGUGAGGCAUAUAUUAAGCAGAAUCAUGGAUGGACAACUGCCCUUAGAAUACUUACAUCUUUACUCGCUUCUCUGCCAGACAAAUCUUGGAAGAAAAGCUGCAAUGAACUGCAGUGUCUGCUGGUUAAACUUAGUGAAGACUUUGACAAUGAAGGAGACAGUCAUAAAUUCCACUUAGCAGAAAUCCUUCCUGUGUUUCUUCCUCCAUCACCGCUUCUGAUUGAGACGUCGUGGGGAGCAAACUGCCUAAGACAUCUAACUAAAGGUUUGCUUAAAAUCCUGAGUAGUAAGCUAAGUAUUUCCCAGCGAGACCCCGCACUGAAGCUUGCAGCAUGUCUCUCCAAUAUAUAUGGAUCUUCCUGGAUCAUGAUUGAGGGAAGAGGAGACAAGGCAAAAUUCUUGUCUCUGCUGGUGAACUUGGCAUGUGUGGAGGUAAGGAUGGCACUGGAAGACCCCUUACCACUGGAUUCAAGACAAGCUCCUGCCACAGCAUGUUAUACCCUUGUUGAGAUGGGUAUUCAGGAAUGUACCAAAGAGGAAGGUUAUCCAGUGCUUAGAGAGGAUCAGAAGCUGCAGCUCCUCCAAGUGAUGCAAGAGGCAUGCGCAGCGGUCAUAUACUAUUUGCAGCAGGUAGGUUGGGAAAGAAUGGAGGAUCCUUUUAUACUGGCUUCGGUCAGGUUGCUGGGAGCAUGGCUUGCAGAAGAAACAUCUUGUUUUAGGAAGGAGGUCAUCCAGCUGCUGCCUUUCCUUAUACAUUACAUGAGAACAUGGUUUCAGCGAGGAGUUACCUACAGAAACCAACUCAAGGAAGCAUCCCAGAUGGCAUUACUGAGCAGCAGCUGGGGUGCAGUGUGGCCUGGAGAUGCCAUAAGGUUCUUGCUUCCUGCUCUGUGCCAUUUGAGUGCUGAAGAAGGUCCACGAAAAAUCCUCAUCUCUGAAGGAGUUCCUGCCCUGCUCUGUGAAUAUUACCAACAAAAGUGGGAGAUAUUCUCCUCUGAGAAAGAGGUAACUGCAGAGAGAAAGUAUGAGGCCCAGCUAAGUCUACAGAGCUGCUGCGGGGUCUUCCUCAAUGUGGUGGUGACGGAGCCAACGUUUGUUGGUCAGGAAAGCUGCUUUGUGACCCUUCUGAAACUUCUUAUGCAGUCUCUUCCUGUACUACUGACAAAGGAAGGCCAGCUGGUUCUUGUGGCGAACAUUUCCACUCUAGGACUGAUGAUGAGUCGUUUACAUGCUUCUUCUCUAGUUCUUCAAGAAAGUUUCUCCCAAGAUUUCUUUUUGGCAGUCAUCAAGUUCUUGAGCCAUUGCCAUGUGAUGUCCAGUCACCCUGAUGAAGAAAAGCCACAUAUUGUCCUCAGUGACAGCUAUGCAGCGGCGUGGACAGACAUCUCUGAAUUGUGGUUCCUGGGGGUACAAGCUUUUUCUGCCUGCCUUCCUCUGUUACCCUGGUUGUCCUCUCUGGUGCUUACAUCUGGCUGGUUACAAGACUUGCUGGGCCUACUAGAUAAGGUGUCACCGCAAUCUGUGGACUUAGAGCUAGUGACUGUGCUGCAGGCCCUUCUCACACAGCUGGCUCAGGUCAGUGUCCCGUGCAGAGAGCUUAUCCAGCAUCAUGGAGGUGUAGAGAAGGCUAAUCUAUUUGGCAUGGCUGCCCUAGAACAAUGUUUGUCUGAAAUGCUCUGAGCAGUCACUUUUCAGCAGAGUAGUGUCUACUUGUUAGAAAAAUAACACUUCUAUUUAACAGUAAAUAGUAGAAAUGAAUCCUGCACUCACCGUGUCUACCCAAUUAUAGAAGAAGUGGCUUCAUGGAGGGAGUAAGACUUCUAUUGGGGGCUCAGAGGAGUUCUAUUUAAAUUUGAGUCUAAAACCUGCCGAUGUGAGAAGCGAUGACUAUCCCAAAAAAUCAUCAUAUAUGCAUAUGCAUGUUUUGUAGAACUGAAAUAUAUGAAUAUGCUUUUUUUAGGCAUGGUUAUUGAUAAUAUACGAUGUCUAAUUCAGAGCCAGCACAGCUCCAGAACCUUUGCACUGGCUUCUUAAAAAAAAAAAAAAAAAAUUAUAAAUAAAUUUUCCCCAAACUUUGGCACACACAGUAAUUGAAAAGGGUACUCCGGUGGAAACUUUUUUUUUUUUUUUUUUUU